AUGAUAUUUGCUGCUGUCUAUAAGCUGCGGAGCCCACAGCUGCCCCCGUCACAAAGCUGGCUUACAAAAUUUAUACGGAAUGAGCUUAAGGAAUAUCACUUUAUUACUACGAAGCCAAUUGCGCAGCAGCGUACGAAGGCUCAAGAUGAGCCUACAGUUCUAAAGUGGUUUCAAGAGUACGGCUGGUUUAUACUAGAGCGUGGUAUAAAACCAGAGUCAAUCUGGAAUAUGGAUGAAACUGGCUUUCGGGUUGGGAUUCUAGGUGGAGAGCGUGUGAUUGUGCCACGAGCCACAAGGAGCUCUACACUCCAAGCCCUGAAAAUCAAGGGGGUAGCAGCUAUUAGGAAAGCUGGCCUCCCAAUUCCUCCAGAGUUUGAGGACCUAAUUCCUGACCCGGAAGCCCUCCAAACUGAGGGCGAGGGCGAGGGCGAGAGUGAGAGAGGGUAG
Messenger RNA from Pseudogymnoascus destructans, 447 nucleotides. RefSeq lists its product as uncharacterized. The transcript has 2 exons. Lineage: Eukaryota; Fungi; Ascomycota; Leotiomycetes; Thelebolales; Thelebolaceae. The coding region runs from base 1 to 447 and encodes 148 amino acids. The record is from RefSeq and is a predicted model, not a curated record.